GUCAAAGGGAGCGAGAACUCCGCCUUGCCCCCACAGGAGCUCCUCUCGCUGGGCACGGCUCUGUUGGCUGCCCUGAGCACGGACCCAGACAUGGCCUGCCAUCCCCAGCUCCUCACCACCAUCCCGCUCCUGCUGGGCAUAUUGUCAAAUGGUCCUGUGACGCGGCAGAAGCAGGAACCCCAGGACCAGAGCCAAGACGGAGAGGCCGGGCGGGGUCCAGAGAGCAAAGUCCAGUCAGAGGAGAGUUCAAACACAGAAAGUGUUGCUGCCAAUGUGGCAAAAUCCGCAGGAGAGGGCCAGACCAGCAAGCAGAAGGCUGAUGACGGCAGUGAAGCAAACGGAUCUUCAACGUCUGAAGAAACCUCCCCGUCCUCCAAGCUGGAUGAGGCCGUGGCUUCUGACUGCUACCAGGUUCUCACAGCCGUGUGUACCUUAUCCAGAGGUCCCGACCAACUGCUGAGCAGGGGUGCCAUUCCUGCCCUGUGCCAGGCAGUGGAACAAAACCAGACUUUCAGCCGCGAGAGGGGGCUUGCCCUGCUGGGUCGCCUCCUCUCGGGUAAAACCAAGGACAAAGUGUGGAGUAAAAACCCUGCGGAACUCCUCACUCUGUUGGUCGGGCUCUCCAAAGACUUCUGCCAAGCCACAGGCCAGACCAAGCUGGACAUGUGCACCCAGUUGGCACAGUUUCUCCCCCCGGUGGGAGUGUCCGCAGAGAGUGAGGAGCUGAAGGUAGCCGUGGUCCACAUAUGGGAGGCAUUGAGACCCAUGUUGCAGGCUAAGCUGACGCCGAAACAGAUCGGGCCGAUCCUGGUCCUCAGUGCCUGCCUGCUGGAUUUGCACGGCUGGGAGCCGGUGGGGCCGCCAAAGUUCUGCUGCUUGCUGGUGAACCGGGCCUGCGUGGAGGUCAGAAUGGGUUUGGAGGAACCACCUGGUAACGAACUGAGCCCGGAGCUGCAGCAAACACUCACAGGCUGUUACCGAAUCAUGGAGGCCGCCAUAGAGCAGGCCUGCUGUAUGGAACUGUCCCAGACCACUGAGCCUCCCCAGAGCUCCAUCCCCUCAAUCAGUCUGCAGCAGAGCAGGCAGGUCCUCGGGGUGCUGGAGGAGGCCUUCGCCGCUUUAAUGUAUCACCUGCAGCAGGUGGACCCAAGUCGCUAUGGUGACCCUUUUAUCUUCGGCACGUUCCGCUCUCUGUGCUCAUGGUUGGCCGAGGAGACUUCCUGUCUGAAAGAGGAGGUGACCGGGCUGUUGCCGUUCCUGAUCGGCUACUCCCGGAGCCACCUGCAGGGAGAGAGCCCAGAGCAAGGCCUCUCCGAAUGGAUGGCCGAGGUGUCCGUCAGAGAGGAGAGGGAGGCGUGGACGGGCAGAGAAGCUCUGAGGUACCUCCUCCCAGCUCUGUGUCACCUGUCGGCCGAGGAAGGUCCCAGGAAGGUGCUGCUCACCCUCGACACCCCGGCCCUGCUGGUGGACUUCCUGUCGCGGUGCUGGACUGACCUCAAGGGGAAAAGUGGGGGGGCGUCGGCCAGGGAUCCCAGCAUGGAAACAGCCUGCUCAGCGCUCCUCAACUUCACCGUCACGGAGACAGAGAGAGUCAGGAAGGACCCAUGUUUCAAAACACUGGAGGCCCUUCUGAGUGAAGCGCUUCCUGUUGUGGUGCACAAGCCCCGCCUGCUGGUCCUAGCAGCAAAUUACUGCACGUUGGGACUGAUGAUCGGCAGGCUCAAAGCGGCUCCUUCAGGCUCGGUUGAAGCCGGCCAGAAGCGUCUCUUCUCCGCAGCUCUCCGGUUCCUCCGCAGCGCCCUGGACUCCGGCUCCAGCCCCGGCCCGGUCAAGGUGAGCCCCGGCUGGGAGGAGAGCUGGGACGAGGCCGCGGAGCUCUGGAGGUUGUGUCUGCAGGCUCUGGGAGGCUGCGUCCGCGCUCAGCCCUGGAUCGCCGCCCUGGUCAGAGAGGAGGGCUGGCUCAAGCACACGCUCGCCAUGCUGAGUCAGUGCAGCGCUCUGCCCGACCGGCACACGCAGGAGGCGCUUGAGGAAGCUCUGUGCGCCAUGGCUGACCAGUGCCCGGUCUGUAAAAAGGAGAUUGGAGACGUGAUGAGAACUGACAAAGGAGCUCUGAUGUGCAUGAGGAACCUGAAGAAGUCAGUGGGAGUGAAGUGAAACUGUUAAGUGCUUUUAAAAAUGAAACAAUAAUAGAGGGCCGUUACUGAAGCCAAACAUGUGUUUAUGACUUGUACCAAACCGACAUGAACAAUGCGUAACCUGUCUCUUACGUGUCAAGUGUGAAAUGUUAAUGUCUUUAAUAAAGAACUAUUUUGUUAGAAAACAAACCACAGCCUCUUUUUGCUCAUGUUUUCAUGCAUCGUCUUUUUUUCCCUUGUUGCUUUGAACCUUAUAUUUCUUCCCCACAAACUAGUUGAACACUGAAGUUUAU
Messenger RNA from Anarrhichthys ocellatus (wolf-eel), 2431 nucleotides. RefSeq names its product neurochondrin (gene ncdn). The record is from RefSeq and is a predicted model, not a curated record. The annotation marks the transcript as partial. The transcript has 6 exons. Lineage: Eukaryota; Metazoa; Chordata; Actinopteri; Perciformes; Anarhichadidae. Gene Ontology annotation, biological process: regulation of neuronal synaptic plasticity; neuron projection development. Gene Ontology annotation, cellular component: dendrite.